Messenger RNA from Callorhinchus milii (elephant shark), 1976 nucleotides. RefSeq names its product calcium channel, voltage-dependent, beta 4a subunit (gene cacnb4a). The transcript is spliced from 14 exons. Gene Ontology annotation, cellular component: voltage-gated calcium channel complex. Gene Ontology annotation, molecular function: high voltage-gated calcium channel activity; protein binding. The coding region runs from base 204 to 1772 and encodes 522 amino acids. NCBI's taxonomy places the organism in Eukaryota, Metazoa, Chordata, Chondrichthyes, Chimaeriformes, Callorhinchidae. The record is from RefSeq and is a predicted model, not a curated record. Gene Ontology annotation, biological process: calcium ion transmembrane transport; regulation of voltage-gated calcium channel activity; neuromuscular junction development.
GCAAUGAUUUCUUGCUGGUGCUGCAUGGAGAGCUGUGCGGAGAUUCAGAGAGGAGCUGUCUCUAGGCACCCAGUUGCUUAGGGCAGGGGAUGUGUACAGCAAACGCAGUCUGAGCUGUCACAAAGUGGAUGGAUUCGUGGUUUCAGCACCGCUAAAACCCCUCGCUUCAAGAUAUCGGCCUGCCAUCAGCUCCCCCUGAUCUAAUGAUCUAUUUUAAGAUGUCUGGAGUCGGAACUUUAUUCACCAAAGAAUUGUCUGGCGAUGGAUUACAAGCGCCAAUCUUUCAGCUCACCAGGGUGCACAGAAGGAGAAGCAGAUUAAAGCGUUCUGACGGGAGCACUUCCUCCGAGACGACCUCCACCAGUUUCAUCCUCCGACAGGGUUCAGCAGAUUCCUACACUAGCAGACCAUCUGAUUCCGAUGUUUCUCUGGAGGAAGACCGAGAUGGGAUACGUCGGGAAACAGAGCAACAAGCAGCGGUGCAACUUGAAAGGGCCAAAACUAAACCUGUUGCAUUUGCUGUAAGAACAAACGUUACUUACUGUGGAGCCCUGGACGAGGAUGUGCCAGUCCCAGGAACUGCCAUCUCGUUUGAUGCCAAAGACUUUCUGCACAUCAAAGAAAAGUACAGCAAUGACUGGUGGAUAGGACGGCUGGUAAAAGAAGGCUGCGAAAUCGGCUUCAUCCCGAGUCCCCUCAAACUUGAGAACAUCCGAAUCCAGCGGGAGCAGAAAUCGAGACAGGGACGCUUUUAUGGCGGGAAGUCGAGUGGGAAUUCGUCUUCAAGUCUCGGGGAUAUGGUCUCUGCCAAACAGAAACAAAAAGUGACCGAGCACAUUCCUCCUUAUGAUGUGGUACCAUCCAUGAGACCAGUUGUGUUGGUGGGACCAUCGCUGAAAGGUUAUGAGGUCACAGACAUGAUGCAGAAAGCUCUCUUUGACUUCCUGAAGCACCGGUUCGAUGGAAGGAUAUCAAUCACGCGGGUGACGGCAGAUAUUUCUCUCGCCAAACGUUCAGUCCUAAAUAAUCCCAGCAAGAGGACAAUCAUGGAACGCUCCAACACGCGAUCCAGCAUAGCCGAAGUGCAGAGUGAGAUCGAAAGGAUCUUCGAGUUGGCCAGAACCUUGCAGUUGGUGGUUUUAGACGCAGACACCAUUAACCAUCCCACCCAGCUCAUCAAGACAUCUCUAGCUCCAAUCAUCGUUCACGUGAAAGUCUCUUCUCCCAAGGUGCUGCAACGGCUGAUAAAGUCCAGGGGAAAGUCGCAAAGCAAAAAUCUCAACGUCCAGUUGGUGGCAGCAGAUAAACUGGCACAAUGCCCUCCAGAAAUGUUCGACGUCAUAUUGGACGAAAACCAGUUGGAGGAUGCGUGUGAGCAUUUGGCAGAGUACCUUGAAACGUAUUGGCGUGCGACACACAGCCCUAGCAGCACACCACUGAAUCCACUGCUGGGUCGAAACUUAGGUAGUACUGCACUGUCAACAUAUCCCUCAGCUAUCUCUGGUUUGCAGGGUCAGCGAAUGAACAACAGCAAUCACUCUGGUGAAAACUUGCCCGUCGAACGAACACGCCUGAUGCACUCGGACGAAAAUGGUCACAGCGAAAGGGCGAAAAAGAGUCGUAACCGUUUGUCUUCGGGUUCACAGCACAGCAGGGCUCAAUACCCACUGGUGGAGGAAGAGUACUCCGACCCCUAUCAGGACACGUACAAACAGCGAAGGAGUCACGGGUCACCCGGGGGCCACAGUUACGAUUCUCAGCACCGCCUAUGAAAAAAAAACACACACCCCGUUUGCUAUUCACCAACAACAAAACCAAGGAGGGUCCAGGGGAGGGAGGAAGGGAGGGAGGAAGGGAUGCAAAGCGAUGGGAGGGGGUGGUGGUGGGGAAGAAAGCAAGCAAUCAAGCAAGCCUCGAAACCUCUUACACGAACAGGGAAACAUCAUAGUAUUUUUACUGAUGAAUUUAGUUAUCAA